AGCCAAAAACAGCCCUAAUAAAUUGUAAUUCUUGUGACCAAAUCAAAACUCAGUGUGCAAAAUUUAGAGAUUUAAACACUGACAAAGAAGAAGAUGAAAUUUAGGGCUUCUCAGAGAAUUCCUUGCUUCACUUACAAUGGACGCUUCAGUCAUCCACAUGCGCAGCGUUUCCAAUUCACUACCUUUCUUCGUAAGGUACAAGCCACUGAAGCUCGAGCUUCGCUUAAUCGUGGCGGAAGUAGUAGUAACAGCAGCUCUCAGGGUAACACUCUUUUGUUGCCUGGUGCAACAGUCGCAACUAUAGUUAUGCUUGGUCUUCUCCAUGCUCGACGUCUCUAUGAUGAUCAGAAGAUUGAAGACGCAAGAGAGAAAGGAAUUUUAGAAUUCCAGCCUGAUGUAAAGGCUACUUUCAUGAGAUUACUUCCACUACGCUCCAUCUCUAGAUUCUGGGGUACCUUGACCAGUGUGGAACUUCCGAUGUGGCUGCGUCCAUCUGUGUAUAAAGGAUGGGCUAGAGCAUUUCAUUCAAACUUGGAAGAAGUAGCACUGCCUUUGGAAGAGUAUGCAUCUUUACGAGAGUUCUUUGUCAGAAGAUUGAAAGAGGGUACCAGACCUAUUGAUCCAGAUCCCUGUUGUCUGAUUAGUCCAGUUGAUGGAACUGUUCUACAAUUUGGAGAGUUGAAGGAAGUUGGGGCUAUGAUUGAGCAAGUCAAAGGAUUUUCUUAUUCUGUUUCUUCGCUUCUUGGUGCCAGCUCCCUCCUUCCCAUGAAUGUGGUUGAUGACAACACAAAUCAAGAUGGUGGGCAAGAAGGUUCUAUGGAUGAUACGAAUCAGAAGUCCUGGUGGAGAGUUUCAUUGGCUUCUCCUAAAGUCCGAGAUCCUGCACCAGCACGCCCAAUGAAAGGUCUCUUUUACUGUGUGAUUUACUUGAGUCCUGGAGAUUAUCAUCGCAUACACUCACCAGCUGAUUGGAAUGUUCUUGGCCGUCGACAUUUCUCUGGUCGUCUCUUUCCCAUGAAUGAACGAGCUACGAGGACAAUAAGAAAUUUAUAUGUGGAGAAUGAAAGGGUUGUGCUUGAAGGUAAAUGGCAAGAAGGUUUUAUGGCAAUGGCAGCUGUAGGUGCAACAAAUAUUGGUUCCAUUGAGCUUUUCAUUGAACCAACUCUGCGAGCAAAUAGACCAUGGAAGAAGCUGCUACAUCCAGAACCUCCUGAAGAACAGGUAUACGAACCUAGAAGCACUGGUGUUUUGCUGAAGAAAGGAGAUGAGCUAGCAGCUUUCAAUAUGGGUUCAACAGUGGUUCUAGUCUUCCAAGCUCCGAUCUUACAACCUUCUGCAGAUAAAAGCACAUCAGCGGAAUUCAGUUUUUGUAUUAAAAAGGGAGACCGCGUCCACAUGGGAGAGGCCCUGGGCAGGUGGCAUGAUCCCUAGUUACAAUAUUUCAAUUACAGAAUUAAGGGUGGUAAGUUUGUAUUAUAGAAAAGCCUUCUAGAGAAACGCUUUACAAUUAGGUAGAUUACUUAGUCUGAAAAGGUCUUCAUUCUGUUACAAUAGUAUGAGGUAACUCCAUUUUAAGGGUGAUAUGAAUGGGAACUCAGGUUCUCUUUUGCUCAGAAA
Messenger RNA from Solanum verrucosum, 1617 nucleotides. Its product is annotated as phosphatidylserine decarboxylase proenzyme 1, mitochondrial. Bases 94 to 1431 code for a protein of 445 amino acids. Gene Ontology annotation, cellular component: mitochondrion. Gene Ontology annotation, biological process: phosphatidylethanolamine biosynthetic process. The record is from RefSeq and is a predicted model, not a curated record. Gene Ontology annotation, molecular function: phosphatidylserine decarboxylase activity. The transcript has 12 exons. Lineage: Eukaryota; Viridiplantae; Streptophyta; Magnoliopsida; Solanales; Solanaceae.